Messenger RNA from Notodromas monacha, 2692 nucleotides. The record is from the annotation of a GenBank genome assembly. Lineage: Eukaryota; Metazoa; Arthropoda; Ostracoda; Podocopida; Cyprididae.
CAGAUUUUUUUUCUCUCAACCACAGCUUGUCUUACCUAGUCUUCUUUCCUCCGGAGUGGUUUUGCUGUGACGAGACAAUGUGUCGCUUCCAUCUGUUGUGAGUGAAGAAGUGGAUAAGGUCGCGUAGCCUGAACUAGAAAGCAUAUAAAAUGAUAUCCGACGAAGAAGACGAAGUUGAGAAAUUCGAGAUAACUGACUUCGACCUCGAAAAUGAGUUCAGCCAGCACAAGAGGAAGAGGUUGUCCAAAAAUCAGCAGAUAUACGGUAUAUGGGCACAAGAAAGUGACGAGGAAGAAGAGGCAGCUCCGAAGGCCAGCUUUGCAUCGCGCAAAAGCUACACAAGUCGCAUUGGAUUUGUAUCCGGUGGGGUUCAACAAUCCGGUAAACCUAAAGCGAGUACGUCCAGUCUCGUAGAAGAUGAGGAAGAAGUGGUUGUGGUCUCGAAAAAGUCAAAGAAACCUUCGCAGUAUGCCGGUCUUGGGUCAAACGAGCUCGCCGGCAUGCGUUCAUCAUCCUCAUCUUCCGUAUCUAACUCCAAUAUCGCCAACUGGGAGAAGUACACGAAAGGCAUCGGUUCUAAAUUGCUCCUUCAAAUGGGCUAUCAACCCGGGAAGGGUCUCGGGUCAAGCCUUCAAGGGAUCGCAACCCCUGUCGAAGUUCACAAGCGACAAGGUCGUGGAGCUAUUGGUGCUUAUGGUGUGGAAAAAGGCCAGCGCUUGGCCGACACGAAAGAAACUUACGGAAAGACGAAGCAGAACAACGAAGCCGGUUCCGGAUCCGGUGCUUGGCGGAAAUCCGAAAACACGGCUAAAAAGAAGAUCAAGUACGUGUACCGAUCAGUUGAAGAGGUGCUUGAGUCCAGCCAAGGCAAGAGAUUCGAACCCGUCGAGCUCAGUGAUGCCUCGCAAGUCAAAGUCAUCGACAUGCGUGGUCCUGAGCAGCGGAUCUUCUCGGGAUACAGUCACUUGCGCCACGAACAGUUUGUGCCUCAAGAUGUAACCUUAGCUGAAAAGCUGAAGCAUCGCAACUUCGAUCUUCCCGAGCUCAUGCACAACUUAGAUCUGCUCACCGACUUGGCCGAAGAGGACCUCGUGAAGCUGGACAAGAAGUCGAUGUACAGCUCAGACCGUAUUGUAGCCUUGGAGCAAGAGGAAACCGUUUUGACAAAGCGUCUGCGAGAAGAAGACGAAGCCAUUUCCGUUCUCAACGAGCUGUUAGACGUGACGAAUCAGCUCGAGGCGAGAUGCACUAAUGUGUCCGAGGCAUCCGAUCUUCGCCAGAUUCUGACCGAAGGUUUCGCCAUGCUCGGCCUCGCGCGUUCCAAACAUCCCAUCGAGUUCAAAUUCUUCAAGCUGCACCACUUGGCCGUGCCGAUCUUGUUCCCGCUCGUGAAGCGGUAUUUGCACUCUUGGCACCCAUUGGAGUGCGCCAAUUUCGGCACAGACGUGUUUGGCGAUGCCAAAGUCUUGCUGGAAGACGUCGGCGGUGAAGCCAGUGACAAUGUGUAUUAUAAGCUCGUGUGGGACUGUUGGAUGCCGCGUCUCCGCGCCGCAGUGAGCAUUUGGGAGCCGCGAGAGUGCGAGAAGCUCGCGACCAUUUUCGACGUGUGGAAAGAACUCGUUCCUCAGCCGUGUUGGCUGCAUAUUCUCGAGGCCGUCGUUUUGCCCAAGCUUCAGGCUGCGGUUGACGAGUGGAACCCGUUGACGGACACGGUUCCGAUCCAUGGCUGGAUCCAUCCUUGGUUGCAGUACAUGGGAACGCACUUGGAAAUUUUGUAUCCCGUCAUCCGGCAGAAAUUGGGCGAUGCUUUGAUGAAUUGGCAUGCUGCUGAUAGAUCUGCGAGGCUCAUGCUCACGCCUUGGGUCGGAGUCUGGUCUCGUGGGUCGAUGGAAGCCUUUUUGCUGAGGCACAUAGUCCCUAAACUUCAUGCUGUGAUGCUCCAGGUGAGUUUGGCGCCAGGACAAGAACCCAAUGCCCAGCAAAUGUCGUGGGUCUCGGAAUGGUCAGAGAUGAUCCCGUUGCCCAUGUUCAGCGCCAUCUACAUGCAGUCCUUCUUCCCGAGAUGGCUGCAAGCUUUAUCCUUGUGGCUGAACCAUGCCCCGAGACAGCAAGAAGUUUCUGCGUGGUACGUCAAGUGCAAGACGUUGUUUCCUGCCGUUUUGCUGAGUGUUCCCGCCAUCAAAGAUUAUUUGCGACAAGCGUUGGAAAUGAUGCAAAGAUCUGCCCUGGGGGUGAAUAAUCCGGGAUUGAAUAAUCCGGGAUUGAUGCCGGUUGGGCCACAAGCGCCGCCGCCGCCACCACCGCCGCCGUUUGCCGCCACCGCUCAGGAAAUGCAGAGACAACUUGACUUGAGUGUCCUUGCAGAAGCGAUGAACGCCAGAGGAAGUGCGCAAGAAGGAUUCAAGGAUGUUCUCGCCAGACGGUGUCACGAGCGGGGAAUCGUGUUUUAUCCGAUCCCGAAUCGAACUCAUGAAGCGAAACAAGUUUACCUCUGCGGGAAACUGAAUUUGUGUCUAGAUAAGAAUGUUAUUUUCAUGUUGAACGAACGCGGGGUUUGGGUUCCUGUGGCCUUGCAAGACUGCAUAGAACUGGCGUCGCAACAGUGAAUGAAGGGAGAUAUGAAGGUUGUGUUUUUUUGUGGCAUGAUUUUGCCAUUUUGAUGAUUUAUUUUCAACAAAAUUUUUUAGAAGGA